AUGAUGACGUGCCGUCUGCUGUGCGCCCUGUUGGUGCUCGCCCUGUGCUGCUGCCCGUCAGUGGGCGCGACAGAUGCUAAUGAAGAUGAAGAAGGUUCCGAUCCAACGACGUCUUCGCCAGGGAAACAAGCUCAGGAAACGGAAUCGCCAAGUACAACUCCUUCUCCACCAGAGAAUAACGAAGAAUGGGGAGGGACGGGUCAGUCACAGGAAACGGAUACAAUAACCGGAAAACCACAGUCACAAAAUACUUCCAGUAAUACACAGGGUCAAGAUGGUGGUAAGUCUAAUGAACGGACAGAACAUACGAAUACCGUUACGGCAAAUGAACAAAAGAAGGCCGCCGCACCAACAACGACCACCACGAGUACAACACAGGCACCAACCACUACGACCACGACGACCACCCACGCGCCGUCACGUCUGCGCGAAAUGGACGGCAGCCUCAGCAGCUCUGCGUGGGUGUGUGCCCCGCUGCUGCUCGCCGUAUCCGCGCUGGCGUACACCACUGUGGGCUGA
Trypanosoma cruzi is the source of this 519-nucleotide messenger RNA. Its product is annotated as mucin TcMUCII, putative. The transcript has a single exon. Bases 1 to 519 code for a protein of 172 amino acids. Lineage: Eukaryota; Euglenozoa; Kinetoplastea; Trypanosomatida; Trypanosomatidae. The record is from RefSeq and is a predicted model, not a curated record.